AUACUAGUGUAGUUUUAGUUAUCCGUGCAGUAACAAUGACUUCUAAUAAAGUUUUAAUAACAAUAAUUUUAAUAUUUUUUAAAAUCUAUAAUGCAUUUGCCAUUCUAGCCGUAAAUAGAGAUCCUCCUAUUAAAAUAUGUGAUGAUUCAGUAAACGAGGAUGGAUGUGACGAAAAGUUAUAUACAGAUACUGCUUCCCAGCAAGAUGAUCACGAACCUUUACUUAAUCGUGCAUCACAAAAUCUUAAUGAAAAAAUAACAAAUGAAAGUAUUAAUAAAGAGUCUAAAAGUGAAAUAUGCAAUCAUUCAGUAAACAAACUUGGACGUAAAAAAAAAAAGGAAAACACUGAUCCUCUACCAGGUGAUUUACCGGAUGAUCGUCAACUUUUUCUAAAUCAUGCAUUACAAGAACUUAAUAAUAAUAUAAAAAAGGAUAAUGAUGAAAGGAAGAAAGAAGAUCCUCUUUUAUGUGAUGAUUCAGUAAACAAGGACGAACAGUUUUAUACAGAUACUGGUUCUCUGCCAGCUUAUAUAAACGAGUACUGCGAUGAUUUAAUAAAAAUAAAAUAUAAUGUGCCAUUUAGGACUCCAUUGCAAUAUUGUGAAUACCUCUAUGAACAGCGUAAGCUAAGAAUCGUAUUUUAAAUUAUAUUUCAUAAUAUAUUAUAGCAAUAAAAAAAAUAAUUGAUAAGUCGAGUUUAGUUUUUUAGUUUACAGAAGUUCGAUUAAUUUAUAUCCAUGUAGACAUAAAUUAGUUAUUGGCAUACAAUUUAUAUGAUAAUUUUGUAAAACUGUACAUUUUAAACUAUUAUAAUUCAUAGUCUUAAGACCGGGAGCUAAGCGUUGAAACAUUGAAAUGCAAAGCAAUGGUAUAUUUUUCAACAUUUUUGAAUUUUUAAUUUGAGAAACUAUCGUAAGCAAAUAUGAUUCAAUGCAUAACUGCUGUGAUUAUUUUGAAUGGUUGUAUCUAUCAAUACAUUUUCUUAAAAAAAUAUUUACUCAAAACUACAAACCAACUCGAUCAAUAUAAAUUUGAUUAUGUUUUAUAAUUUAUAUUGUUCCAAGUGCCAAGUAUAUAGUUAUGUACAGGUUGAUUCUUUUAUCAAACAACACUCAUUAUUUCAAAAAGUAUUGACUUUUUAAAUUUGUUUUACUGUUUUAGAAUUGUAGAACUCUUCCAUACUUUCACCCUUAUAUUUAUUAGGUAAACCACUAUCAAAUUUUGAUUUUCAAAUGACAACCAAUACUUAAAAUUUCAUAAAUUAAUAUGGUAUUUUUUUUUUAUGAAUUAGGUAUCACAUUCAAAUUUUCAUUUUUCGUUAAUCCGUUGAUAGCUUCUCAAAGUUGGAUAGUUUAAGGAAGUGUUUAUUGAGUGUGAAUGUGUUAUAACUCGUCAGUAGGUAGUUAGUUAUAAGUAGUAAUAUUAGUUCAAUUAAUUAUAAUUAUAUGACAAUUGAUAAUAAGCUAUAUGGGGUAGGUAGUAACAGCCAACAGAUACAAAUAUGUGGAAUCGUAAGCUCCUACACGGGAGUAACGGGUAGAUAAUUACAUACAUUAAAACCUACAUAUGUAAUGUGUAAGUUCCUAUACGAAAAAAAAGGUACGUAUGUUAGACAGGUUAGGUUUUGUCCUAGACAGAUGCAUGUGUAAGUUCCUACACCAGUACACUACGUAUAUUAUAAGUUAUCAAUCUAAUAUCAGUUAUAUCACAUAAUAAUAGCAUACAUUUUAAUAUUGUCAAACGGAAAACUGGUACGGUCUUUAUAAAUGCGGAAUACAGGUACGAUCUACAAUAGUCAAGGUUUCUCAAACUUUACAAAUAUUAUCACCACUAUCCGCUACACCAUGAUGUCAAUGAUAUCGAAUUGAUUAAGUUCUAUUACAGUAUUACAGCUACUGGAUUUUACAAAUAGAAGACCUAGAUCUGACGGUGCUAAUUAGUAUUGAUGUAUAACACCUAUAAACCUUCUAAAACCAACUAACUUUUAGAAGCUAUAAGUUAUAGCUUAUAAUUCGCCGACGGAUCAAAGUCAAAUAAUACAUAUUUAAUUUUAAAAAAACUGGCUAACAAGCUAAAAAAUGGAUACAGGAUAGGAUAUUGAAAAUCAUCUUUUUAAUACAUUGGCUGGGGCAAUGUGGUGCAGUGGUCACACAAGUUGGCCACGACGCGCGCAGUCACCAGUUCGAACCCGGCUCAGUGCAAAAAAUAUUCUACAGAAUUUUCUGUAGUCUCUCUCCCCAGCUGUCGUUCUGGUUGCCUACUCUGCCCCCCCCCCACCGGACCCACUCCACUGGGAGUGAAGUCCACUCACGUGAAUAUUCUCUUCCUAAGAGAAGGGGGUUCAAGUGCUACAUACUGCACUCUACCCCUCCCAAGCGAAAAA
Molecule: messenger RNA, 2383 nt
Organism: Aphis gossypii (cotton aphid)
Lineage: Eukaryota; Metazoa; Arthropoda; Insecta; Hemiptera; Aphididae
Exons: 9
Coding region: 36-644 (202 amino acids)
Source: RefSeq, a predicted model, not a curated record